GGGGGCGGACAAAAGGCGCGGGCGGCGGGGCCAUGGGCAGCGGGGCCGUGGGCGGCGGGGCCGUGGGCGGCGGGGCGGCGCCAUGAGGAGGGGGAGGAGGCGGCCAUGGCGGCGGGAGGCGGCGGCGCGCGGCGGGGGCUGCUGAAGCGGAAGCCGAACUUCACGCUGCAGGAGAUCGACAUCCUGAUGAGCGAGGUGCUCAAGUACGAGCAGCUGCUGUUCGGCGCCGCCGCCAGCACCGUCAACGCCUACGAGAAGCAGAAGAUCUGGUGGCGGAUCACCAACAAGAUCAACGCGGCCGGGCGGAACCAGCGCGACAUCGGGGAGGUGAAGAACCGCUGGCGGGGGCUGCGGCGCCGGGCGGGCGACAAGAUCAGCCGGCACCGGCAGGAGCGGCAGGCACCGGCCCGGCCCCCCGCCAGGGCUGGCAACGGGAACGGGCCCGGCCCGGGCCCCCCCGAGCUCGGCCCCGGCCCCGCCACCGGCUGGGGAGCCCGCGGAGCCGCCGGGACCGGCCCCCCGGGGCUGAGCGCGGAGGUGGCGGCACCGCACGGCGUCAAGGAGGAGCCGGUGAAGGAGGAGCCGCUGGAGGUGAAGACCGAGCCCUUUCCCGGGCCGCCCCCCGACGGCGGCCCCGCUCCCGCCCCCCGCGCCCCCGGCGACUUGUGCGAGGGCUGGAACCGCAGCCCCCCGCGCCCCCCGCCCCACGAACUCCCUCUCGGCGACCUGAGCGGGCAGCAGGACCCGUUGGGCACCGAUUUCCCCGGCGUCCUGUUCCAGCAAGACGAGCUGGAAUCCCUCAGUGACUGCGGCGGGAGCCGGACGGGGGGUCCCCUCGGGGCGACGGGUUUGCCGGAGGGGACACCCGAUUGUCCCCAGCUCACCCCGGCCGAAAAACGCCUGGUCCAGUCCAACGAGAGGUUGGUGCAGGAGAUGAGGGCGUUUCGCCGGGAAUACGCCGAGAGCCGCCGGGAAACCAGUUCGGUGCUGGGGCUGAUGGCUCAGGCGCUGGGCGGGCUCAGCCGCAGCCUGGCCGAGAUUCGGGACCUCUACCUCCGGGAGCGGGGGGUCCCCAAACCCUGACACCCCCUCCCCAGCUCCCCACGCAGCUGGCUGUGUGUCCCCACCUCCCCCAU
Apus apus (common swift) is the source of this 1136-nucleotide messenger RNA. Its product is annotated as myb-related transcription factor, partner of profilin-like. The transcript has 2 exons. Lineage: Eukaryota; Metazoa; Chordata; Aves; Apodiformes; Apodidae. The record is from RefSeq and is a predicted model, not a curated record. Gene Ontology annotation, cellular component: nucleus. Bases 106 to 1083 code for a protein of 325 amino acids.